AUGGCCUUAGCCACCCCGCCUCCAUCCACGUCGCUGAUCGAACCGCCUGAAUCUUCCGACGACGAGCCAACUAUCCAUCCACACCUGCAACGGUACUUCGCGUCUCUGACGGACUCGCACGUCAACUACAUGCGCUUCUUCUCCGCAUUGCUCAUCCCCAAGAACUCUCAGCCGCAAUUCUUCCGGGACAUCAAGCAGUUCCGCGAGCAAGCCACCAUCAUCUAUCUCCUGUACCCCGGCACGUCCGAGGCCUACCGUGAAGUAAGUCGGCGUUUCGUUGGCUCGAGAUUUGCCCAUCCGUGGUGCCGCGUGCAGAGUGAUUUCGGGUCAGGAUGGCAUCGGGCCAAUUGGGUCGGUGGCAACGGCAGACCCAACGAAAAGGUCAAGAAGGAAGAAGAGAGGCUACAUCGGCUGUUGGUGCCGAUCUGGAUUGCCAUGAGAAGGCGGAUGUUCCCUGGGGACGAAACCAUUAGGGAGUGGGUUGCAAGUGAGGAUGAGAAGGCCGCCGCCGCCGCCGCCGAGAAGGAGCGGGCCCGACUGAAAGACGAGGAGAUUGCUUCUCAGUCGAACCCGCAUGUCUUGGCGCCGUCCCCGUCCCUGUCUUCGGGAGCAGACACGAUGGUGUAUCCCGAACUCGGGUUCGCGACAGGACCUCGGAAAGCAUCAUCUGCAGCCGCAUCUGCAUCCUCAUCCGCAUUGGCGGCAUCACAACCAUCGAGCCCGGGCGCAGAGGCGGCGUCGAAAAUGUUUCUCGGCGUGGCCGUCACGGGCUUCAUCAUGAGCGACAAGCGCGUCAAGAAAUACGUCAAGAAGAAAUUGUCAAAGAAGUGA
This is a messenger RNA of Cladophialophora carrionii CBS 160.54, 831 nucleotides long. RefSeq lists its product as uncharacterized. Lineage: Eukaryota; Fungi; Ascomycota; Eurotiomycetes; Chaetothyriales; Herpotrichiellaceae. The record is from RefSeq and is a predicted model, not a curated record. Bases 1 to 831 code for a protein of 276 amino acids. The transcript has a single exon.